Molecule: messenger RNA, 867 nt
Organism: Colletotrichum navitas
Lineage: Eukaryota; Fungi; Ascomycota; Sordariomycetes; Glomerellales; Glomerellaceae
Product: PHB depolymerase family esterase
Exons: 1
Coding region: 1-867 (288 amino acids)
Cellular component (GO): extracellular region
Molecular function (GO): hydrolase activity
Source: RefSeq, a predicted model, not a curated record
AUGCGUCUCUCAAGCCUCUUCCUUGCCGUCCUCCCUGUCCCAAUCGAGGCAGCCUUACAGCGGGUUACGAACUUCGGUUCUAAUCCGACCGGUCUGACAAUGGAUAUCUCUGUUCCUGCGAACCUCGCUGCCUCUCCGGCCAUAAUCCUUGCCCUUCACCCCUGCGGUGGCUCCGGCCCAAGCUAUGCCAAUCAAGCCAACUAUAUUACGCCCUCUGACUCAAAGCGUACCUUCGUUGUUAUCUAUCCGUCUUCUACCAAAGACUUCAACUGCUGGGAUGUCGCCAGCUCGGCCACCCUUAGACACGACGGUGGUGGCGACUCUGCUGGUCUAGCCAACAUGGUCCGCUACGCAAUUACGCGCUAUAACGCCGACCCAAAGCGUAUCUUUGUAACAGGAAGCUCGUCAGGCUGUAUGAUGACUAAUGUGCUUUCCGCCACAUACCCGGAUAUAUUUGCUGCAGCAACAUGUUAUUCAGGUGUUGCAGCAGGAUGCCUGGCUGGCUCUCCAGGCUCAAGUCCUAUCAGUGCUGACCCGAGGUGCGCCAAUGGUCAAAUCAAUAAAACUGGUGCGCAAUGGGCUGCGCAGGUGCGUGAUAUGUAUCCUGGUUACUCUGGGACUUACCCACGGCUCCAGACAUACCACGGCACGGCAGACUCGGUCGUUAGGUACCCUAACCUUGCCGAGCAGCUCAAGGAGUGGUCCACUAUCCAUGGUGUUAGCUUCACUGGGAACAAAACGAGCGCCAGCGGCUACACGCAGAUGACCUAUGGCGAUGGUACCAAACUUGUGGGUAUCUCUGCGCAAGGGGUUGGGCAUACUGUACCCGUCCAGAGGGACGAGGACUUGAAGUGGUUUGGCCUGUAG